AUGGUUUUUCCUGACGUAUUCUUAAUAAAAAGAGUGAUUUGGGUGGUCAUUUUUGCAGUCAUUUUCAAGUCAAGAAAUACAUUUAGUAUUGAAAAUUACUAUAAAAAUGAAAUACCAAAUGGUAUGAAAUUUGAUUAUAUAAUUGUUGGUGCGAGUGCAAAUGGAUUAAUAGCAGUAAGAAGUUUACUCGAAAAAUAUUCUAGAAAAGGAGAGGAAAUUAAUAUUUUGGUUGUAGAUAAAGGAAAAGAGUAUAAAGAAAGUGAAUUAACUGAUGAAAAACAAACUAAAGAUAAUAUUAAUGAGAAUAGCAAAAGAUGGAGUUCAAGUUAUAGCCCAAUCAUAGAUAAAAAUGAUAUUAAUAUAUAUACUUCAGAAGAUGGGUAUAAAAUAUUAAGCUCAAAUUUGGAAGGAGGAAAAACAAGUUAUGGAAACACCCCAUUUAUUCCAGAGGAUGUAUACAGUGGAGAUUAUUACAAAUCAUUAGGUUUGAACUUUGAUUUACAAAGAUUACAGGAAUCUUUUGAAUAUGUAAAAAGUGUUGGCGAUAUUGUGCAGCCUAAUGUAAGAACAUCAUGGGUAGUAGCUUUAGAGAGAGCAUUCAAUGAAACUGGAACAUUUUAUGUUGGAGAUACAAAUGGAGAAGAUUUAGCACCAGAAGAUUCAUUAUUUGAAAAUGAAAUGACGGAAAGUGGAUACGUAAGUUCUUUUGAAAUCCAAAAUAGCAAUAUGGGAUGGAAAAUAGACUAUGAGGACGAUUAUCAAGAUCACAUGACUAAUUGGGGAAAUAGAUUGGAGCCCUACAAUAAUAAUGGUGUUUCAGAAUAUUUCACAUCUCCUCACUAUGUCCCAUACACGUUCUUAACUUAUGGAUUUAGGAGAAAUCUUGAAAGAAGAAGUAGUAUAAGACUAUUAAAAGUUAAUCCAAAAUUAGUAAAUGGUAAAAAAGUUUUUAAGAUACUAAAUUUUCAUGUGGACAAGGUAAUAUUUUCAAACUUAAAUAAAGAUAAUAGAGAGAAUGACAAGUUUGCAGAAUGUAUUCAAGGAAGAAAGUUAAUUGAAGAUUAUAAUUCUGAAGAAGUGAAGAAAAAAAUUUACUCAAGAAUUGAGAAAUACUGCCUAAAAUCGGGAAAAGGAAAGAUCAUAUUAUCAGCUGGUGCUCUGAAUACCCCAAUGAUACUUCAGAGAAGUGGAGUUGGUAGUAUGAAAGAUAUUAAGAUAUCAAGCCCUGAGAUAGAAAAUCCAAUAAUAGAGAACGAAUAUAUUGGCAAAGGACUGAGAGACCAUCCAAGUUUGAGCAUAUUUGGUUUUUUCAGGGGAUUAAAUAUGGAUCAUAUACGCAUUCCUAGCUCUGAAGCACUGUUUUCAAAGCGUAAGUUUGGGACUAAAUGCAAAAAACAGGAAGAGAAGGAUGACAUAAUACAAGGUUGUGAGUCUGUGAGUAUUUCAGAAUUUGAGGGAUUUACUAGUAAUAUGAAUGAAAUUUGGGAGGAGCAAAACAUAAUAAGUAAGGAAUGUUUACCACUAAUACGUGGGGUAACUAUUCGAGUACCAAAUCCAUAUAGUGAAGGUGAAGUGAUAUGGGAUGAUAAGAAUAAGAGACCAAAAAUAAGGUUAGGUUUGUUAGAAGAUAUAAAUGAUAUAUUAAUAUUGGAGGCAGGGUUUAGAAGACUCAUUAGGUUGUUUAGGUCUACCAAUAUAUACUCUUUGUUAAUACCAAAUAUUGGUGUUCAGAAAAGGCUGAAUUUGUUUGGUGACCAUACAGAUCGGAAAUUACAACUAUAUUUUACAGACUUUGGUGGUACCCAUAACUAUACAAAUAAUUUGAAAGCUCAGGGACCAGAAAUGAUUUAUCAGAGGUGUAAUUUGGACAAUUUGUCGCUUCAAUAUUCCAAUUAUAACCAAAAUUAUGGGUAUACAAGCGACAAAGAGGUUGAUCUAAAUCGCAGUUUUUAUAAUAUGGAAAUUGAAGAUGAAGAAGAUGAAGAGGACGAAAAAGAAGAAGAGGAAGAAGAGGAAGAAGAAAAAGUUGCUAAUGUACGAAAAAGUCUGGAAAUAUUUGAUAGAAAAGAAGGAAAUUUGCCCAAUUAUCAGAUGGCAAGUAAUACGGGUAGAUUUAGUUAUUUGAAAGAAAUUCAUGAUAGAUUAAGAAUCCAAGGGGAAGGACUACAAUCUUCAUAUUAUGGUAUAAUGCAUAAAUUUGAUAAGUCACGAAAAGAUGAAGAAGAUGAUGAAUUUAUCACGAAAUAUGAUAAAUUAGUUUCAGUAAACAGCAAGAUGGAUUCAAAGUACAGUUUAUUUGGCCUUAGAAAAGGAGAAACUAUCAUUAACGAGAGGGAUAAUAAAGCUAAGAACGAGGAACCGAGUUUAUGGAAAUCUUUGCCAUUUAUUCUUCCAAAACUUCCAAGUUAUCCUGACCAAAUAAGGGAAUAUAUUAAGAAGAAUGUUAAGCCAGGAAAUGAAUUUGUUGGUACAACGGCUAUUGGACAAGUUGUAGAAACUGAUUGUUUUAGAUUGAUUGGCGCUGAAAAUCUAUAUAUAUUGGAUGAAGGAAUACUUAGCAAGCAUACAAGUUCAAGUCCAAUAGGAACAAGUAUGAUAUUAUCUAGAUAUGCAAUUACAAAGAUAAUGGAUGGUAUGUGUUAG
Molecule: messenger RNA, 2643 nt
Organism: Cryptosporidium ubiquitum
Lineage: Eukaryota; Apicomplexa; Conoidasida; Eucoccidiorida; Cryptosporidiidae
Product: FAD NAD-binding rossman fold oxidoreductase or glucose-methanol-choline oxidoreductase
Exons: 1
Coding region: 1-2643 (880 amino acids)
Molecular function (GO): oxidoreductase activity, acting on CH-OH group of donors; flavin adenine dinucleotide binding
Source: RefSeq, a predicted model, not a curated record